UAAUUUUUCCCAACCAUGAUGCUUUCCAUAUGAAGCUUCAUUUCUUGUCUGAAUCCCACAUCCCUGAACAAAUUCUCUCUGUCAAUGCAAAAUGUAUUUACUUACUCAUCAAUUAAAGCAACUCCACCACACCUUAUCUUCCCAUUUGUAAUAACAUGAUCUAAAUAUAUGUUUAAAAUAUGUUUAACUAUUUCCUGGAUGCUGGAGGAUUGUACGUGCUUUAAGGCAAAUAGCAUUAGAGGUGGUUCUGUCUUUAGCACAUAAAUGGAAUUAAUAUAGCAGAUGCACGGUCCUGCACUGACUGCCAACAGUCUAAUAUUAGCUAAGCACAUUGCUGUUGUUAGAAUCAGUCACUAAGCUGGCUAAACUUAGUCCACUUUGUCCCAAGCCUCUUUCUUUUGCUCCACCGCUGAUUUGUGCUGGGUAAUGUGGUGUCUGGGGAGAGGUUGUGCUGCCUUUCACAGUGAUGAGUAAAUGACUCUGUCAGGAAUUUGCAGAAUAGAAAGAAAAUAACCCCGACCCUAAAAGGAAAGUCUGAGUACUAUCAAGAGGUGGGAAUCAGAACAAAAUGUACUUAUACUUCUAAAUCUCAUUCACAAUUGGCAACUCAUAAAUCACAUUCACAGCUGAUUUUCUUUGAGAAAAUGACUUAGAAAAGGUUGCUAAAUGUGCUAUGCUGCCCUCAUCUGGUCAACUUGAUUGGCCUUUUUUUGUAGAUCUUAAAGGAUAAAGGAAAACAUCCAAAGUACACACUCAAUCACUACCCCACCCUGUCAUGCCAAACAGACUUCCUUUUCCUCUGUAUUAUUUCCUCUCAAUUUUAUUUCUGCUUUGCUCCCAGAAGCUAGAAUCUUCCCCCCACAGGCAUGCCCUUUUCUACUCUUCCUGUGUUUCAUAUCAGACCUACCUCAGGGUCUUGUGUCUAAACAUAGAACCUUUUCAGUGACGGUUAAGGUUACUGUGACACUAUAGGUCCAAUCCGAUGCUUUAAAGCCAAAGAGGUGUCUUCGGAUAAGGGCUUGUCUGUGGGACAUUUGAUGGGAUUUCUUGGGAUUAUGAUGUUGGAGGUGUGUCAGCUCCAGCUGGCUGUUAUCAACAUGCCUGUUUGUUAACUCUUGAAAGCAGAUAACCGUCUAUAAUUCUCAGGAUCAAGCAGCUUUUGAAUGAAUGUCCAACCUUUAUUAUAAAAGCUUUACUCAGUUAUGACUGGGCUCUGCAAUGAGCUCUGCUACUUGAAACAAUGCUGAUCUUUAAUAAUGCAGGAGCAUUUAGUGAUUAUAAUUUGUUAAACUAAGCCUAAAUUGUCUGCAUGCCUUGUUAAAAGUUUGUAGAUUUUAUUUGGAAGUGUAGUAGCUAAGGCCUACAGUGAGGAAUCAUGUUAUUUUUUAUCUUGCUGAAUGCCACCACAUAAACUGUACUCAUGUCCAGGCUGUCCAUUUCCAAGUUUCAUCAGAAGAGGGCAGUCAGCAACCCCUCUGAACAAGAGGUGCUGUCACAUAACACAGGCCAACAAUCAUAUGCUUGAAGUGAAGGCUUGGCCCCACUCUAAUUUAAUAUAAGGGUUAAUCUGUUUACAUGCACAUUUGGACCCACGUAACUGUAACACUGAUGCUGUGAAUACACCUGUUAACAGGAUAUUCCCGUCCACAUAUGAGAUUCGACACUGUGAGCAGAAAGGCUGUGGUCACGGUUCAAACGGGACAUUACUAAACCAACAAUGCUAAAAAGUUAACCUAAUUUAUUUCCGUUAUAAUAUUGGAUUCAAUAUCAGACUUGCUUAAAUAAUCAUGUUAACAUGAUAAUUAAAUACCUACAGAUGAAGUUUGUGGAUAAUGAAAUAUAACUUAUGCAAGCACUUCCUCCUGAACAAAAUGUAUUAACUGUUCAUGCCUCAUAAUUAAGGACUGGGCAUUUUCAAACCAGGUGCUUACACUCACUUCCACAGCGUCUGUGCCAAUGCACAAUAACUUCAUCUUGUGUGCCAUUGUUUGUGCCCCAUAAAUGUUAGUUUGUUGUCCCAGCAGAUGGAUUUCCGUUCCAAAACAGACCCGAGACUCUGCCUUGCAUUAGGCAGACUCACUGGAAUUAUUCAGGCAGGGGGUCCUCAGCAGCAGAGAGCAGAUUUGGGAGCAACAGCUUCUAUGAUUCAGUCACAGGACUUUUUUUGGACAGUUAGAGGGGUUUGCCCUGACACAACAGACGGGCAGCAGAAAGCUGCAGAUGGGCAGAUUCUGAGAGAUCAGAGAGAAGUAAAAGAGAGAAGAAAGAGAAGCAGACCAACUCAAAAGACUGUAAGGGGAGCAAGUUUGGCCGCUGUCUGUUUCCUUCUCUUAAUCCUUAAAUCUUCUGUAAUCAGGAUGAGAGGAAGAGAGCACGUUGGCUGACUUAGGACAGCAGAGUCUAUGUUGGGACCUGGCUGAUGAGGCAACCUUACUGGGCACUAGUAGAAAUGGAGGGAGGGGGAAAUCUGGAGCUGCAGUCAGUUUUGGGAAACUUAACCUUAACCAGGUUCUACUAAGCGCCAGCGAGAAGCGUGGAAGUCCAGGAUGGUUUAAUUGUCAAGAGGAAGUAAGAAACCAGAGGAGAAAAAAAAAGAAGAGGACUAACUCAUGGCUGAACUGCUUUCAGAUAAGGGAUCUCUGCUGCAGGCCUGACACCCAGGUGUGACCAGAGUCAGCGGGGGUUCCAAUGGCUACUGCAAAUGACGACCCACACCUGGGCAGUGGCCCAUCUGACGACUCAGAGAUCCUCCUGGAUGACUCUGACUCGGGCAGUGUGCUUUCAGACGACUCCGUGCUUCCCAUCUAUGAAAGGGACGGAAAAUCAACAGAGCCGGCUAAAACAUUGUACGAGGCCUGUGCCAAGAAUGACACUGCAUCCCUGCGCAGCAUCAUGGAGAGAGGAGUCACAAAAGAUGAGGUCAUGGAGCUAGACAUCAAUGGCAGGAAUGGGCUGAUGCUGGCUGUGUCCAAGGGUUUUGUGGACAUCGUCGCCUUGCUUCACACAUGCCCAUUAAUAGACAUCAACCACCAAGACAAUGAUGGCAACACUGCUGUCAUGAUUGCAGCCCAAGCAGGCUUCAUCACCAUCCUGAACUAUAUCCUUAACUACUACCCUUGUGUGGACACUGAGAUCAGGGACCCCCGUGGGUUCACAGCUCUCAUCAAGGCAGGCCUACAAGGCAGAGAAGAGUGUGUCUCCGCAUUGCUAAUGCAUGGUGCAGAUGUCAAUGCAGUCGAUCUCGUCCAGGGGAAAGGUCUAAAGGACUGGGCCCUUAGGACAGGAAGGUUUGAGACUCUAAACAGACUGCGUCGCCUGCAAACUCGUCCUAUUGCAGAACAGUUCUGUGAAAGCUACAUUCCUGAGUGGCCUGAGCUAAAGCUACUGGUGGCAAAGGCCACUGCAGCCAAAACAGCAGGUCAGAAGCUGAGGCAGCGCUUAAAAGACAGUCUUAGUUUCAGCUUCCCACAUGACCCCCAAGACAAUGGGGUCAUGGACCACAUGGUGCGGAUGACUACAAGCAUCCACAGCCCCUUGAUAGCUACUGGUUGCCGUCCACUCUGUCCCACCAGCCCCCCAGAGAUUGGCAAGCGACGGUUUGCUGUACCGGAACUGCUUGACAAGCACAGCACCAAGGAACUGGAGGAGAGCAUGGUGUCUCACAGUAAUGGCUCCAUCACUUCAGCUUCACCUGUGUCGGCCACCUCUGUAUCACUGACCUCUUGCUGCCAAGACUCAGAGCGCAGGCAAAGCUCACCAACAGGUGGCAUGAAAAGCUUCAUCCCCCGCAGCAUGGCACACAGAAACAGCAUCUUCCCCUCAGGCUGCAUUCCCAAAAUUGAAGUUACAAAAUCUGGGGAGCGCACUCCAAAGAAGGAGAAAAAGAACAAAAGGCAAAAGGGUUACCUGGAACCUCCUGUCUGGAAGUACAAGGAAGCCAAGGAGGAAAAAAAGAGAGAGAAGAAAAAGCAAGAAAAGGAAAAAGAGGAACAGAAAAAAUCGAAGGGGUCCAAACGUUCAUGAAGUGAAAAUGCCCAUUUUUUGUUUCUAGCAAAACAGUUCUGAAGUGAGCAGCUGACAAGGGAAACACAUGGGUGAACCUUGAUCUGGAAAAUGCACUGGCUGGCUUUUUUCAGCAUCUUUGUACAAGCUGAAAAAUUAUGCUAACCAAAUAGAAUCUGGUUUUCCAGAGACUGUGGUUUACUGGUUUCCUGUCUGAAAGGGUGAAUUGUUUUUUUGAGGAUGCAAUUACACUGACUGCACACACCUGCGAUGGUGUUAUUUUUCUCUAUAAAAGGAUUUUACUCAUCUUCAUUUCAUGAACAACUUCUCAGUAGCGUGUCAUUGUGGUAUUUCACUGCAAUAUAACCAAAUAGCCCAUACUGUAUGUGAUCAGAUGCCUUCAGGGAAUGUAUCAAAGUCACAUUUAAUCAAAGACCGUGAAAGGCAAAAAAAAAACAAUUUAAGCUACAAAUUAAAGGAAAAAAUCACUGAGAAAUGCUCCAUCAUGGAAUAAUUAUGAUGACUCAGAACACUGAUUUCUAUCCCACCUUGCCUCUUAGACCUGAAAUAUACUCCCUUACAGACUUGUGCAUGGCAGCUGCAGAAACCAUGAACAAGUAGCUGCUCUUAUUAUUUUACUUUCUAUUCUGCUUGAAGGAAGAAUGCACAGUUUGUGCAGUAGCAGUAUUACAACAAACCAACUACUACAGAUGUUUUUUAGUUUGUGCCGUAUGGAAAGCACAAGUGUGUUAUCUAUGGUUCAGUUUCAUUAAGCGUCUCAGUGAGCCAUGACAAGGACCCUGCACGCGCUACAGCACAGCAUCCCCUGAGUGGAGGUUUAAUACACUAUUAAUGUCUCUGAAAAAGGUAUACUGGAGGCAUAUGUGAACAUCUGCAAGGACUCUCCCUGAUAAUCAAAGCAGUCACUGCACCCUUGCAGAUUCCAAAAGUAUCAAAUGUGUACAGAGACAAGUAACCCCAAGCCAUACCUGCAAAAUUCAGGUUUUCCUUUAAUUUGUCAUCUUUUCUGUGAUUCUUUUGCUCUUUUUUGUGUUUUGCUGUGUCACGCAAAUGAUGUGAGUGUGAUACUAUAAAAGGAACAGAGCCAUCUCUGAAGCAUCUUCUUUCAUACUGGAAAACAAUGCUCAGUGGGAUGCAAAUAGAAAUCUUCAGCCUGCUGCUUCAUAUUGUUUGUUUCAUCGAUUAUUAUUUGAAAACGAGUACUGUUGCUAUUCAGGGAAAUAUACAAUAAGCAUAUUAUUAUCAUCAGAAUAACAAACUGCAUAUUCAAGAACAGAAACCUGUUGUGGACUAUAGCUUAAUUUUGGGAUUUUUUAAAUUAUUCUCUUUAUAGAUAAAUGAACUAAAAUAAUAAAUAAUAAAUCAUGCAUUUAACUGCAAUAAAUAUCCCAAAUACAGCUAAAUAUGUUUAAUUGUGUUCUCUGAAAACUAUAUAUAAUUAGAUACAUUGUGGUGAAAAUUUAGACAAUCAUUUCUGGGGUCAUUUAAAGUCAAAACAAGAGAUGCAAAAAGCUCAGGUCUUCAACAUCUUUAUAAAGUAAAACUGAAACUGUGUCUGCGUGCGUGUGUGUGUGUGUGUGUGUG
Molecule: messenger RNA, 5607 nt
Organism: Haplochromis burtoni (Burton's mouthbrooder)
Lineage: Eukaryota; Metazoa; Chordata; Actinopteri; Cichliformes; Cichlidae
Gene: ankrd33aa
Product: ankyrin repeat domain 33Aa
Exons: 5
Coding region: 2689-4023 (444 amino acids)
Molecular function (GO): protein binding
Source: RefSeq, a predicted model, not a curated record